Molecule: messenger RNA, 1617 nt
Organism: Neltuma alba
Lineage: Eukaryota; Viridiplantae; Streptophyta; Magnoliopsida; Fabales; Fabaceae
Product: abscisate beta-glucosyltransferase-like
Exons: 2
Coding region: 68-1510 (480 amino acids)
Molecular function (GO): UDP-glucosyltransferase activity
Source: RefSeq, a predicted model, not a curated record
AUCGAUCUGCUUCCUUGAUACACAAUGUUGACAAGUUACACGGGCUUUUUACGAUAUUUUGGAAGCUAUGGUUUCUGCAACCUCUCCUGUACAGAUGAUCUUCUUCCCUUUUGUGGGAGGAGGCCAUCAGAUCCCCAUGAUCGACACCGCAAUAGCUUUCGCAUCUCAUGGCGGAGCCAACUCCAUCAUCAUCACCACCCUCUCUAACUCCCUUCAGUUCCACAAAUCCAUCUUUCGACACCAACAAUCCGGCCUUCCCAUCAGUAUUCUUACUCUGCCUCCCAACGUUGAAGUCUCCGACGUCGACAUGUCCGCUGGCCCCGCCACAGACACCUCUGUCCUCCAACAACCUCUCCGACAACUCCUCGAGGAUCUCCGUCCUGAUGCUAUCGUCGUCGACAUGUUCCAUCGCUGGUCUGCCGAUGUCAUCGACGAGCUCCGAAUCCCAAGGAUCGUCUUCCACGGCAGUGGGUGUUUCUCUCGCUGUGUCUUCCACAACGUUACAAACUAUGGUCCGCAUGAGAAACUGGGUUCCGAUUUAGAGCCCUUUGUAGUUCCGGGUCUCCCCGACCCGAUUGAACUGACGAGGUCGCAGCUUCCGCCAUUUAUCAAAGACCCAUCUCAAGGAUUCGGUCGGAGGAAGAAAGCAGAGGAGAAUAGUUUCGGGACCGUGACAAACAGCUUCUACGAUUUGGAACCCACUUAUGCUGAUUACCUUAGAAAUGUUAUAAAGACGAGAGUAUGGCUCGUAGGACCUGUAUCUCUGUGUAACAAAAACACAGAGGAUAAAACAGAGAGAGGAAAGAUUCCUACAAUUGACGAACAAUCCUGUUUGAAUUGGCUGAAUUCAAAAGAACCCAAGUCAGUUCUGUACAUCAGCUUCGGGAGUUUAGCUCGAUUGCCCCGAGAACAGCUCAAGGAAAUUGCAUAUGCACUUGAAUCUUGCGAUCAACCAUUCAUUUGGGUUAUAGGGAAAAUCUUCAAAUCCUCCGAAACAGAGGAAGAGGGUGAAUACAAUUGGCUCCCAGAUGGGUUCGAACAGAGAAUGAAAGAAACGAACAGAGGUUUGAUCAUAAGGGGUUGGGCUCCACAGCUUUUGAUACUAGAACAUAAAUCAGUGGGGGGAUUUAUGACACAUUGUGGGUGGAAUUCGACGUUGGAAGGGUUGAGUUCGGGGGUUCCCAUGAUAACGUGGCCGUUAUCGGCGGAGCAAUUUACGAACGAGAAGCUGGUCACUAGGGUUUUGAAGGUUGGAGCGGAGGUGGGAAGUCGAGAGUGGGUUUCAUGGCAGGAUGAACGGAGAGAGCUAGUGAGGAGAGAUAAAAUGGAGAAGGCGGUGAAGAAAGUGAUGACUAAGAGUGAAGAAGCAGAGGAGAUGAGAGAGAGAAUCAGAGACAUUGCAGCCAAAGCAAGAAGAGCUGUCGAUGAAGGAGGCACUUCUUACGCGGAUAUUGAUGCAUUGAUCCAUGAACUUACAAGUCGCCGCCAAACUUGUUUUAAAGCAAAUUAGUAUAGUUGUUAUUAACCUUUUUUUCCUUUCUGGGGAAUUAUGCUUGUAAAGAUCCAUCUUCCAGCAGUCCUUGGAAGUUGGAACACACAACUACAUAACAAUUUCGA